This is a messenger RNA of Triticum aestivum (bread wheat), 545 nucleotides long. RefSeq lists its product as uncharacterized. The transcript has a single exon. NCBI's taxonomy places the organism in Eukaryota, Viridiplantae, Streptophyta, Magnoliopsida, Poales, Poaceae. The record is from RefSeq and is a predicted model, not a curated record. Bases 144 to 416 code for a protein of 90 amino acids.
GCUUGCAGCUCAGCUCCUUCACCACCACAAAAUCAACACUCCACUGCUAUCAAUCUUCAAGCAUCACAGAGUUCAGGCAGACCCGUCAGCGGCAUCGUCUCCUCCAACGCGGCGAGAAGAACAGAGUUGCAGAGAGAUCAUGAAUGGCAGGUGCGGUGAAAGCGUCGUCGAUGGUGGCGAUGAGCGUGGGCGCCGUGGAGGCGCUCAAGGACCAGGCCGGGCUCUGCCGCUGGAACUACGCGCUCAGGUCCAUCCAUCGUGCAGCCAAGGCCAAAGCCAACGUCCGUGGCGGCAUCUCCCAGGGCGCAAAGCAGCUUCCGGCUUCCGCAGCGGUGGCGGAGAAGCGACGAGCGGAGAAGGCCGAGGAGGGGCUGAGGACCGUGAUGUACCUCAGCUGCUGGGGUGUUUUCUCCUAGCUCCAGGCUCCAGCCUCUGUUAGAAACCUCUAGCAACAACUUGGCUGGUUAAUUCCCUGCCGAUUGUAAAUACGUAUCAUGAUGAUGAUGAUGAUGAUAAUGAUGAAACCUUUCCCCACUUCAAGUUCA